Molecule: messenger RNA, 1304 nt
Organism: Neomonachus schauinslandi (Hawaiian monk seal)
Lineage: Eukaryota; Metazoa; Chordata; Mammalia; Carnivora; Phocidae
Product: cytoplasmic tRNA 2-thiolation protein 1
Exons: 3
Coding region: 85-1158 (357 amino acids)
Biological process (GO): tRNA wobble position uridine thiolation
Cellular component (GO): mitochondrion; cytosolic tRNA wobble base thiouridylase complex
Molecular function (GO): tRNA binding
Source: RefSeq, a predicted model, not a curated record
UCCGCGUGUGGGGCUCUUUGGACGUCCCAGUACCGCGUUCUGUCCAGGAGAAGCCAGCUCCUCCCGGCCCGCCCGGAGCCCGCGAUGCCCGCGCCGCAGUGCGCCUCCUGCCAUGCGGCGCGCGCUGCCCUCCGCCGCCCGCGCUCCGGCCAAGCGCUGUGCGGGGCCUGCUUCUGCAGCGCCUUCGAGGCCGAGGUGCUGCACACGGUGCUGGCGGGCCGCCUGCUGCCGCCCGGCGCGGUGGUGGCCGUGGGCGCCUCGGGCGGCAAGGACUCCACGGUGCUGGCGCACGUGCUGCGCGAACUGGCGCCGCGCCUGGGCGUCUCGCUGCACCUGGUGGCCGUGGACGAGGGCAUCGGCGGCUACCGCGACGCGGCGCUGGCGGCCGUGCAGCGCCAGGCGGCGCGCUGGGACCUCCCGCUCACCGUCGUGGCCUACGCAGACCUCUUCGGGGGCUGGACGAUGGACGCCGUGGCCCGCAGCACGGCCGGCUCCGGCCGCAGCCGCGCCUGCUGCACCUUCUGCGGGGUGCUGCGGCGCCGCGCGCUGGAGGAAGGGGCGCGCCUCGUGGGAGCCACGCACAUCGUGACCGGCCACAACGCCGACGACAUGGCGGAGACCGUGCUCAUGAACUUCCUGCGGGGCGACGCGGGGCGGCUGGCGCGGGGCGGGGGCCUGGGCUCGCGGGGCGAGGGGGGCGCACUGCCGCGCUGCCGCCCCCUGCAGCUGGCCUCGCAGAAGGAGGUGGUGCUGUACGCGCACUUCCGCCGCCUCGACUACUUCUCGGAGGAGUGCGUCUACGCGCCCGAGGCCUUCCGCGGCCACGCGCGCCACCUGCUCAAGCUCCUGGAGGCGGCGCGGCCGUCGGCGGCGCUGGACCUGGUGCACUCGGCCGAGCGCCUGGCCCUGGCCCCGGCCGCGCGGCCGCCGCCCCCGAGCGCCUGCUCCCGCUGCGGGGCGCUGGCCAGCCGCGCGCUCUGCCAGGCCUGCGCCCUCCUGGACGGCCUGCAGCGCGGCCGGCCCCGCCUGGCCAUCGGCAAGGGCGGCGGGGCGCGCGACGAGGAGGGGCCGCCACCCCCGCCGCCCAGCGACCCCGGUUCUGCGCCCGGCCCCGCCGGCGGGGAGUGCGGGGCGGCCUGUAAGGAGCGCUGCGAAUAAAGCCCCUCCGCCCGGGCUUCGGUGUGAGGUUGGGAGGGGGACGGACGGGACCGGUUACCGCUGACCCCGCAGAAGCUGAGGCCGGGGCUCCUGGGUCUGAGGGAGGAGGGCCUGGGGGGGCUGUGGGCCAGGACUCCGAGGUCUGA